Arachis stenosperma is the source of this 1218-nucleotide messenger RNA. RefSeq lists its product as uncharacterized. Lineage: Eukaryota; Viridiplantae; Streptophyta; Magnoliopsida; Fabales; Fabaceae. The transcript has 9 exons. Bases 323 to 1153 code for a protein of 276 amino acids. The record is from RefSeq and is a predicted model, not a curated record.
UCCAGGUUUUACGGGAUUGAUGAAGCGUUUUGCACAUGAAGCUGAAAUUCAGCUACACCAAAAGACUUUUGAAUUUUGAGCUGAAAUUUAGCUACACCAAAAUGCUCAACUUCUAAAUUGAUACAGUCUCUUUGCUUCCAGAAAAUUCAACCGAGUUGAACUCGAAAAGAAGAAAGACAAAGAGGAACCCGCAACAAAUACUGGAUCUUGGCUACAAGACAUAAGGAAAGUCAUAAGCGAGGAGAUCUCAUGAUAAUUUCAGCCAAAUCUCUUCUGUUCUCGUCUGCAUUGCUUUUCCCUUAAUCUCACCAUCACCAGAAUUAUGAGCCAUAGAAAGCUCUAUUCAGGCAUCGAAAGGAUGGAUGGUGCAACAAAGCUGGACGAGAAGGAGAACCAUGUCCUGUCCUCAAAAGAAAAGGCUCCAAUUUCGAACUCACUAAGGUCCCCACUUUCAGAGGUCCAUUCCAAUACAAGAAGUAAUAUUUCAGCUGAUGAAAGGUGUUGUAGCUUCAACAAUAAGAGGAAGGUGAAUGAACUAUGUAGCAAUGAAUGGUUAAGCUUCACGAACAGAACAGGUUGUAGUUUUUUAGCUAAUGAAACAACUCAACAGAAAAAAGCAAGUGACAUUCCAAGCUUAGGAUCGGUACUAGCUAUUCAAAGAAUUGCUGAAGAGCAACCACGUAGAAUUUUUUAUAACAGCUUCAGCAUUGGUUUUAGAACAACUAAUGUUGCAGAAACUAUAGACGUAAAUGAAAAAUCCAGCAUUCAGACAACAGAGGACUCGCCGUUCUUGGGGUUUAAUGUGCUAUCACAGGUGACUUUAUCAAGAGAUGACUCAAAGCAUGCUAGGAUGGAAAGAGCAACCAAGAUAGCUAAGAAAAGGAAGUGUGUGGACAUCCAUUCCCAACAAGGGGCAGCACAUCACGCGAGGAUUGAGAGAGCAUUCAUAUUAGCUAAAAGAAAGCAAACCAUAGUCUCACGCACCCAAGAAGGAACUAAGUCUGCAAGCACAUUCACCACACAAACCAUGCAAGUGACUUCGAUGGAAGAUCAAACAACAUAUGCUAGAAGGUAUAGAAGGCAACUAAUGGAUGCAAAAAGGAGUCCUGAUAUCUCCAAACACAUGCAAGGCUCGGUAAGGACUCCAAGAUAAAGACCUAUUGAAGCCGACAGAGACUAUUGCAAGCAAAAUAGUGGUAUGCUAUGAGUUGGUUGAGG